GAUCUCGUUGAUCAGAAGCUAACAGAUAUGACGGUUGGAUCAGAAGGCUAACAGUUUGACUUGCAAAACACGUGAAUCAUUUCCUUGGUAUUUGGCAACUAACCUUAACCGCUAUGGAUACAACGACUGUAAUGAUGUGAGCAGUUGAUAAUUGGAUUCAUUCGAGUAUGGCACGUUGUGAUUCUGUCAGCUAUGUGAGAUGUGUUUUUAUCGGAGUCCUACUGGUAUAUAUAUGUAACCACCGAGUCUAUGCUUAUAACCUGACAUGUUACACAUGCACGACUACAGUGUCAAGUGACCCCUGUGUCAAUUCACCUAAUGAAACAGAAGUGGUCACGUGUGCUCCAGAUGAACCUUUCUGUCGGGUGUUACGAGUAGACUCCCAGUAUGGUGACCUGAUGAGCCUAACUAGGGGCUGUACGUCCGUGUGUAAGAACCACUGUGGUAUCUGGGGAGAGGAUGUGGACGAGGAAAGGUGUCACUCGUGUUGUCGUACCAAACUGUGUAAUAUAGGCAACGGAUGUGAGGGACAUUAUAAACUGUCUAGUAAUCUACUGGCAGUAUCAUUGUCUAUAGUCUACAUUGUACAGUGGAGUUUACGGACAAUACUAAAUGUCUACUGAUCUCCUAAAAGUAUCAUUGACUAUAAUCUACAUUGAACAAUGGAGUCUAUGGACAAGAGGCACUGUUAACUGGCAUGACUAGUAGUACACACUGUCAAGUGAUAUAGCAGUAUCCAGAUGGCGACUAAAUGUUUGUUACAUAAUGUAUGCAUUUGUGUUUUAAACCGUUUAUGUAUGGAUUAUGAUAUAUUUCACUAUAAUGUACUUACUGUGAUCAGAGGAGAAACACACACAUAGUUUUAGAUCUACAUGAGUUACGUCAAUGUUUAAACCGUUCAGCUGUUAAAACUCUCAGCAAUCCUUCUUCUGUGUAAUGAAUGGCUGAUGCCAUUCCUUUUAAUUAAAGCCUGUGAACAUAGAAGUCAAGAAGGACUAUCGAUAAUAAGAUAGAUAAUUAUAUAACUAACAAUAA
This is a messenger RNA of Pecten maximus, 1035 nucleotides long. RefSeq lists its product as uncharacterized. The transcript is spliced from 3 exons. Lineage: Eukaryota; Metazoa; Mollusca; Bivalvia; Pectinida; Pectinidae. The record is from RefSeq and is a predicted model, not a curated record. Bases 168 to 623 code for a protein of 151 amino acids.